GGUCGUGGCCCACGUGUCCUGCGAGCUGGUGGUGCCUAAAGAGAACCGUCCGAACGAGGGGAUCAUGAUCUUCAACAUUGAGCUGUCACCGAUGGCCUCGCCGGCGUUCGAGCAGGGCAGACCGUCGGAGCUGUCGGUGAAGCUGAACCGACAGCUGGAGAGAUGUCUGAGGAACUCCAGGUGCAUCGACACCGAGUCCCUGUGUGUGGUGUCCGGAGAGAAGGUGUGGAAGAUCAGAGUGGACGUUCACACGCUGAACAACGACGGGAACCUGAUGGAUGCUGCCAGCAUCGCCGCCAUCGCCGCUCUGAGCCACUUCAGGCGACCUGACGUGGGGGUCCAGGGGGAGGAGGUGACGGUGUUCAGUGCAGAGGAGAGAGAUCCCAUUCCUCUGAGUAUCUACCACAUGCCCAUCAGCAUCAGCUUCGCCUUCUUCCAGCAGGGAACCUUCCUGCUGGUGGACCCGUGCGAGCGGGAGGAGCAAGUGAUGGACGGCUUACUGAUGAUCGCCAUGAACAAACACAGAGAGAUCUGCUCCAUCCAGUCCAGCGGGGGCAUCAUGCUGCUCAAAGAACAGGUUAUGAGAUGCAGUAAAAUAGCCAGCGUGAAGGUGUCUGAAAUCACAGAGCUCAUCAACAAAGCCCUGAUGAACGACANGAAGGCAGGCAGCAAGUGUGGUUUUGCAGAGUCCAUGCCUCAGGAACGAAUCACCGCUCUGAAAACGGACCAGACUGAGGUGGAGAUGACAGACGUGAGCGAAAGAGCCAGCGACAUCCUUCAGAACGCAGAAGCCCCGCCUCCAACGGUGCCGUCACCUGUGGUACCAGUACCAGGUGUGGGACAGAUAGGACAGGGUCAGCUGAGCACCUGGGGGCUGGAGGAGGAUGAGGAGCAGGAGGAAGAAAGCAAUGGAGAGGAAGAAGUGGUAAAGAUGGAGGAAGAACAGCAAGCAAAAGACAAGACACCAAAAGCUGUAGUUGAGAUAUCUGACAGUGAAGAAGAGGAGGUGGUCAUACUUUAUCCCGAGACAACAAAAAAAGCAAAAGCAAAAAAAUCAGGAUCCAACUCUGACCAGAAGGGGGCAGCAACAUCCAAGAAACGGCAGAAAAAAUAACCCAUUGAAUAUCUGAAGACAUCAAGGAAGAGAAAUCUGUUAAAAACAUAUAAUUUUAAUAAAAUAUAAACACAACAUCAACCAAAUAAAUAUAUUUUUAGAUCUCCUCAAUUUUGUGUUGAAAU
This is a messenger RNA of Austrofundulus limnaeus, 1239 nucleotides long. It is a transcript of the gene exosc9, whose product is annotated as exosome component 9. Gene Ontology annotation, molecular function: mRNA 3'-UTR AU-rich region binding. Lineage: Eukaryota; Metazoa; Chordata; Actinopteri; Cyprinodontiformes; Rivulidae. Gene Ontology annotation, biological process: U1 snRNA 3'-end processing; U4 snRNA 3'-end processing; TRAMP-dependent tRNA surveillance pathway. Gene Ontology annotation, cellular component: cytoplasmic exosome (RNase complex); nuclear exosome (RNase complex). The record is from RefSeq and is a predicted model, not a curated record.